AUGGAAGCGACGGUGGCACGGGGCGAGGUGCUCAUGAGCCAGGCCAUCCAGCCGGCACACGCGGACUCCCGCGGGGAGCUGAGCGCAGGACAGCUACUCAAGUGGAUGGACACCACCGCCUGCCUGGCAGCUGAAAAACAUGCCGGAAUUUCCUGCGUCACAGCCUCAAUGGACGACAUUCUGUUUGAGGACACGGCCAGAAUUGGACAAAUUAUUACCAUCCGAGCAAAAGUGACCAGAGCAUUCAGCACAAGCAUGGAGAUCAGUAUCAAGGUCAUAGUACAGGACAAGUUCACUGGCGCCGAGAAGCUCCUCUGUGUGGCUUUCUCUACGUUUGUUGCUAAACCAGUCGGAAAAGAAAAGGUCCAUUUAAAACCCGUCCCGCUUCAAACGGAGCAAGAGCAAGUAGAAUACACUCUGGCUGCGGAGAGGAGGAAAGUCCGACUGCAGCACGAGAGCACCUUCAACAACAUCAUGAAGGAGAGCGGCCGGUUGGAUGAUCCCGUUUGCAACGAUGAAGAAGGAACGGCCACCACCAUGGGCACCUCCGUUCAGAGCAUCGAGCUUGUCCUCCCACCCCAUGCAAACCAUCAUGGAAACACGUUUGGUGGACAGAUUAUGGCAUGGAUGGAGACAGUUGCAACCAUCUCUGCAAGCCGUCUGUGUUAUGGACAUCCCUUUCUGAAGUCUGUGGAUAUGUUCAAAUUCCGGGGACCAUCCACCGUUGGGGAUCGCCUUGUUUUCAAUGCCAUAGUUAACAACACAUUUCAGAACAGCGUGGAGGUUGGAGUGCGUGUUGAGGCCUUUGACUGCCAGGAGUGGGCCGAGGGCCAAGGCCGCCACAUCAACAGCGCUUUCCUUAUUUACAAUGCUGUUGAUGAUCAGGAGGAAAUCAUCACCUUCCCCAGAAUCCAACCCAUAUCAAAGGAUGAUCUGCGGCGCUAUCAGGGAGCUAUCGCAAGAAGGAGAAUUCGCCUGGGCAGGAAAUAUGUUAUUUCCCACAAAAAAGAAGCUCCACCCAGCACACAAUGGGAUAUAAGCAAAAAGGAAUCCCUAAGCCAUGCCAAUGUGGAGGCUCUCAAAAACCUGGCAUCCAGAAGUGGUUGGGAAGUCACCAGCACCUUGGAGAAGAUAAAAAUAUAUACCCUGGAAGAGCAAGAUGCCAUAUCUGUUAAGGUUGAAAAGCGUGUUGGCAGUCCAGCCCACGCGGCUUAUCAUCUCUUGUCCGACUUCACAAAUCGGCCUUUAUGGGACCCCCAUUACAUCUCCUGCGAUGUGGUGGACCAGGUGAGUGAGGACGAUCUAAUAUAUCACAUCAUCUGCUCUGUGGUAAACGGCGACAAACCCAAAGACAUUACCGUGCUUGUGUCGCGACGAAAGCCCCUCAAAGACGAUAACACUUACAUCGUAGCAGUGAAGUCGGUCUCCCUGCCAUCCAUCCCAGCAUCUGCACAGUACAUCAGAAGCGAAGUCAUAUGUGCGGGCUUUCUCAUCCAGGCGGUCGACAGCAGUUCAUGCACUGUAGCGUACCUGAAUCAGAUGUCAGACAGCAUCCUCCCUUACUUUGCUGGCAAUAUUGGUGGCUGGUCCAAAUCCAUUGAGGAAGCUGCAGCUGCUUGUAUAAAAUUCAUAGAGAAUGCUGCUCAUGAUGGACUUAAAAGCGUGUUAUAA
This is a messenger RNA of Chionomys nivalis (European snow vole), 1671 nucleotides long. RefSeq names its product acyl-CoA thioesterase 12 (gene Acot12). The coding region runs from base 1 to 1671 and encodes 556 amino acids. Gene Ontology annotation, molecular function: lipid binding; acetyl-CoA hydrolase activity. The transcript is spliced from 15 exons. The record is from RefSeq and is a predicted model, not a curated record. Gene Ontology annotation, cellular component: extracellular exosome. NCBI's taxonomy places the organism in Eukaryota, Metazoa, Chordata, Mammalia, Rodentia, Cricetidae.